This is a messenger RNA of Solanum dulcamara, 1406 nucleotides long. Its product is annotated as putative NAC domain-containing protein 94. The transcript has 3 exons. The record is from RefSeq and is a predicted model, not a curated record. Gene Ontology annotation, biological process: regulation of DNA-templated transcription. Gene Ontology annotation, molecular function: DNA binding. Lineage: Eukaryota; Viridiplantae; Streptophyta; Magnoliopsida; Solanales; Solanaceae. Bases 186 to 1406 code for a protein of 406 amino acids.
UUCAUCUUAUAAACCUUCCUUCUUCAAUACUAGGGUUUCAUCAAUAUAUUGUUAGUUUUCCCUAAACAAGUUUUGUUUUGCUUUGUUUUUGUUUAAGAAAAAGGUUGUGUUAAGCUAGGUAGGUAUUAGGGUUUGAUCUACUUCUUUGUUCUUUUAGGGUUUUAGAGAGAUUUUAAGUGAGGAAUAUGGAAGAAAGAAAUGAUAAAGAGAAAAAUAUGGAUGAAGUAAUGCUUCCAGGGUUUAGGUUUCAUCCAACUGAUGAAGAGUUAGUAGGGUUUUAUCUAAGGAGGAAAGUUCAACAAAAACCAAUAUCCAUUGAACUUAUCAAGCAACUUGACAUCUAUAAAUAUGAUCCAUGGGAUCUACCAACAGAGUUGGCAGCAGUGGGAGAAAAAGAAUGGUAUUUCUAUUGUCCAAGGGAUAGAAAAUACAGAAAUAGUGCAAGGCCAAAUAGAGUAACUGGUGCUGGUUUUUGGAAAGCAACAGGUACUGAUAGGCCAAUUUAUUCAUCUGAAGGAUCAAAAUGCAUUGGCUUGAAAAAAUCACUUGUUUUCUACAAAGGUAGAGCUGCAAAAGGGAUUAAAACUGAUUGGAUGAUGCAUGAGUUUAGAUUGCCUUCUAUUACUGACUCCACUGCACCAAAGAGAUUCUUGGACAAACAUAUUCCUCCUAAUGACUCAUGGGCAAUAUGCAGGAUUUUCAAGAAAGCAAACUCCAAUGCACAUAGAGCUCUUUCUCAUUCUUGGGUAUCACCACCACAAGUACUACCUCAAAAUAACACUACAUCUCAUGAUUUUCUAACAAGUAGCCACUUUACUAAUUCAAAUGAAAUGUCAUCAUUUAUACACAAAACAAGUACCUCACCUAUCCAAUUUAAUGACUUACAAAACUCAUCAAACAAUAAUAUGGCUAGCAAUAGCUUCUCCACAUUAGAUCUCCCACUUUACAAAACCCUCAACUCAAUGUCUAGUUAUAACAAUAGACCACCUCAACAAAUUUCAAUUUCAAACCACCAUGACCCUAUAACAAGUUACACAUUUUCUUCAUCAUGUGUUGACAAUAUGAACAAUAUUGAUGCUUCUUCUUUGCUGUUAAACAUGUCAUCUUCUAUAUUUGGAGAUUAUUCUAUUGCGUUACCCGAGAAUAUGGAAGGUGGUAGUGGUGGUGUUCAUGAAGAGACAUUAUUAAAGGAAGCAAAUAAUGUUAUCAACAACAUGGAACAUAUGGAGGAACAAUGGGGAAUUAAUGUUGUUAGAUCUAAUAUUGGAGUACUUCCAUUGAUGAAUAAUUUUCCAUUGAAUAUGGCUGCUGAUGCAUGGAAGACAAAUUUGCUUUGGGAUUCUUCUUCUCCUUGUCCUAGUAGUGAAAUGUCUACAAGUUAUUCCACUAACAAGUGUUACACUUGA